This is a messenger RNA of Labrus mixtus (cuckoo wrasse), 5535 nucleotides long. It is a transcript of the gene inpp5ja, whose product is annotated as inositol polyphosphate 5-phosphatase K. Gene Ontology annotation, cellular component: cytoplasm; plasma membrane; ruffle. The transcript has 13 exons. NCBI's taxonomy places the organism in Eukaryota, Metazoa, Chordata, Actinopteri, Labriformes, Labridae. Gene Ontology annotation, molecular function: phosphatidylinositol-3,4,5-trisphosphate 5-phosphatase activity; phosphatidylinositol-4,5-bisphosphate 5-phosphatase activity. The coding region runs from base 1486 to 3855 and encodes 789 amino acids. The record is from RefSeq and is a predicted model, not a curated record. Gene Ontology annotation, biological process: negative regulation of peptidyl-serine phosphorylation; phosphatidylinositol dephosphorylation.
UCAACAUGCACGAGUCCGGACACAUUAUGCGUGACCGCCUCCUGUCCUGACAGCCCUGCAGACGGCGCGGUUUUGCACCGUGACGGAGACGUCCGCUGUCCCCGGUACCGAGGUGCUCAUCCGACCUGCCGGCUCUCCGCUGGGUCGCUCUGAAGCCAGACCACCAAAUCCAUCUUAAGACUCUCUGUGACAAACCAGUCGCCUUUGAUUGACGUGCGAGCCAGAGGGAGGCUGAGGCUCUUCCUCUUUGGAAUUUAUGAGAUCACCUUUACGGUUCACCUUGGAAUUAAAAAAACGCGCAAAAGGUAAGACAGAUGUUUUCGGGAGGUCAGUGAGACACAGAAGCCACUACUACGGUGCGUUUGUGUUGAUUUUGCAUGCGAAAUUGUGUUUUUUUGUGUGUUUUUAGGCUUGGACCUUGUAGAUGAGGUCAUUGAGACGUGCAGGCUCAUGUACUAUGAAAUCAAUGAUUGGGUGGGAAAUUAAAAAGGGCGCACUUUUCUCUGUUAGGCUAUUUAAGCUCUGAAAGUUUCUUUCUUUACUUUUGAAGUGAAUACAAUACAGACUUUUCUGGACAUCUUCACUUCAGAGCUUUGUUUUUUUUUGGUUACUAUUGUGCUGACAUGAAAGAGAUCCUAAUGUGCAUGUCAUGAAUGAUUGAAUGAGGUGUCUAAUUUCUGUGUGGGAGGGCACGUAAACAAAAUGGAGGGAGGCCCUAUUCCUCCUCGUGACCUACAGUAUCUGUUGACAUUGUGUGAUGUGCUCCAUCAUCUUCAUCAGCUGCUUGUUAAAUCGUGAGCUGUAAAGUGCUUUACAGCGUGACACUAUCCCAUAAUGAACACUAACUGUAUUCUCUUUUGCUUUGUAAGAGGGUCAGAGGCUAAUUAACGUUGCUAGGCAACAAGGGUAUGAUCCAGGAAAGGAGGCCCAAAGUUAGUUCCUUAGCACACUGCUGGGAAAUUAAAAAGUCAAAGAGCUGUAAUAUGCAAAUGUUAUAUGAUUUUUUUUUAAAUUCCAUUUUAUGUUGCUGUAUAGGCCUACUUCUUAAUUGUCAAAUGCUGGAGCACAUAUUUUAAUAGUUUUCAGACAGUGUCAUCCUCAGUUUUGUAUUAUUCAUAAAACGAACUAAUAAAUGACGUAGUGUUAUAAAGAUAUGAAUUAGAGUUAACCCCACAAAUACGUCAGCAUCUGUGUAACACAUGAGCGCAUUAGAGGUUUUAUUUCAGUUCAUUUAUGCUUGAGAUAUUUAAUCAUCAAUAGGCCCUUGUGAAAAAUUGAUACAUAAUUGAAUGUCAUACAAUUCUGAAAGAAAAAAAUGUGGAAUCAGGACUUUAACUUGAUCGUGUUUAUUUACACUGUGGUACUUACAUAAGUAAAAGAUCUGAGUUCUUGUGCUAGUUGUUCCAUGCUCGUGAUAUUGUCCUCAGUAAUUGCAGGAGCUCUGUGUUGCACCCUAUUGCACCAAAGGUCAGUAUAAUGUGACCGAUGCUGAGGCUCUGCGACCUUAGCGAGGGCAAGUUCAAAACAAGGUUGAUGGAUAGCAUGCAGCAGAGACAAAUCAGCGCGGACCCCUGUGGGCCACAAGUGCAAGCCGGCCCCUGCACGCUGAUCGCUCCCAGUCCAAGUUUACCUCCACAGUUCACAUUCGGCCCGCCUGAGGUGCUCAAGAAGCAGGCUGGAUUGAGCCCUUUACAGGUUGCAGUUGUGCCCAUAAAACCGAUAGACCAAAUGCAGUCCGGACAGGAAAGAUCUGGGUCUAGUCCAGUGCCACUGUCAAGCAUAAGCCGCCCUAGACCGACUGCCCUUGGAACUAAACCAGCCCCUAAGACGCCAUCGUCGGACACCUCCAGGGAAAUAGAUUUGAUCCCAGUUUGUAUCCCAGGACCUCGGAACGCUAACUUCCUGCAGCAUUCCCCGACAGAGUCCUCUUUACCUGUUCACAGUCCUCAAAGUCCCCACAGCCCGCAGUCUUACAGCAGCCAGCCUUACCUGGCCCCUAACCCCAGCCCCACCUCAAACCUCAGCCCCAAAUCCGGCUUCAGCCCUCAGCAGCAGAGGGCGGCUUCACCUGGGAGCUCCACACAGAGCCAAGUGCAGGCGGAGAAGUCCGGAGGAGAGAACAAGGACUUCAGGGUGUACAUCAUCACAUGGAACGUCGGAUCUGCUGUCCCACCAGAUGACAUCACCCCUCUGUUUGGACCAAAUGUUUCAGAUGGCAGCGUUGACAUGUUCAUCAUCGGACUCCAAGAAGUCAACUCCAUGAUAAACAAGCGGCUGAAGGAUGUUCUUUUCUCUGACCAGUGGAGUGAGCGUUGCAUGGACACACUCAGUCCUUUUGGAUACGUUCUGGUGGCGUCUCAGCGUAUGCAGGGAGUGCUGUUGCUGGUUUUCUCUAAAUUCUGCCAUCUUCCAUUCCUCCGAGGCGUGCAGACACAGAGCACACGCACAGGACUCGGGGGAUACUGGGGGAAUAAAGGUGGCGUCAGUGCCAGGAUGACGAUGUUUGGCCACCCGGUGUGCUUCCUCAACUGUCACCUGCCGGCUCACAUGAGGAACCUGGAGCAGCGGAUGGAGGACUUUGAAAGCAUCCUGCAGCAGCAGCAGUUUGAAGGAGGGUUGGCCACGGGUGUACUGGACCACGAUGUUGUGUUUUGGUUUGGUGAUCUAAAUUUCCGUAUUGAAGACUACGACAUCCAUGUGGUGAAAUGUGCCAUCGACAGCAAUAAGCUGCCUCUUCUGUUGGAGCGAGAUCAGCUCAACAUGGCUAAAAACACAGAGUCCAUCCUGGAGGGCUUCUUAGAGGGGUCACUCAAAUUCCCACCUACAUAUAAGUUUGAUGUGGGCACUCACACAUACGACACCAGCGCUAAAAAGAGGAAACCAGCCUGGACAGAUCGAAUCCUCUGGCGCCUCCGUCGCACUGGCUCCCCAGUUCCUACCCACAAUGCAGCACUACAGCGAGGUUUGACCUCCUGGUUAGGCGGGGCAACCAAAGUGACACAUCAUGUGUACCGAAGUCACAUGGGCUUCACCAUCAGUGACCACAAACCUGUUUCUGCGACGUUUUCUCUCCACUUCCCGUUCAAGGUGGAGGUACCCCUGGUGGAGCUGCAGGUCAGCAAGGACUGGAGUAGAGUCUCAGAUGCCACAGUCAGAUUCACUGUUGCAUCAACCUAUCAGCGCAGCUCAUGGGACUGGGUGGCAAUAUACAAGGUGGGAUUCAGACAUCACAAAGACUAUCAGGCAUACAUAUGGGUCAAAGGAGAGCAUACAACUCAGGUGACAUUUUCAGAGGAGGAUUUACCGAGAGAUGACUGUGAAUACAUGCUGGGUUACUAUAGUAACAACAUGAACAGUAUCGUUGGAUUGUCAACAUCAAUUCAGAUCAAGAUCCCGAUCCACAGCCCCACCAGUCGUCGCUCUGACAGCUCAGAUGUCAGCUCAGAAGACGACAGCACUCUGGUCCUUCUGGUUCCGUGCUCCCGCAGUCCUAGCCCAAAAAACGGCAAACACCACCAUCGCCACCGUCGCAGUCGCAGCCCCGCUGUUCCAGCUCUCUCCUCCAACCCCCUCCCCUCCCUGCAGGGCCUCAGCCUCCACCCUCGCUGCAAAGAAGGACAGACCCACAGCCGCUCGCCAUGCUCUGUUGCUAAGAAGGAGCGGCUGGUCUCCCCCGAUACUGUACAGUCUCCUACCAUCAGUCCGCUCAGCCCCCGCAGCCCUGUGUCUCCAGGAGGUGGGGUGACUGCACCGGAGGCCCUCAUCGCGGCCAUCAUAGGUGAACACAGACCAGCUCAGGUUAGCCCCACUGGGGUCAAACAGAUAGGGAAAGCAGGAGAAACAGACAAUGCAUAGAAUAUCAGUAACUAAAGUGGAAUUACAGUAUUUUUAAACAUAAGCCCUAUUUUUACAGAUUUUGAGGUGUUAAUGACGAAAAGUUUAUACAAUUUUUUGGACUGCUUUAGAAGAUUGCUUCAGCCAGCAGCCUUGAAUCAGGCCUUAAUGGCUGAAACGUAUUCCUUUGGGGCACAUACCCCAAUCGAAGUGUGUCAACAAAAAGUGUUUUAUUUACCACUGAGAUGCAAAGAUUGUUGUUGUAUGUGUCUUACAACAUCCCAGAAAGCAUCCCUACAGAGUUGAACCUUUUGUCAAAGCUCAAGAUGCCUUUUUUCAAACAGGAAACAGCCGCUAUAUCGCUCUCUUCAGAGCCUCCGGACUCAGUUAACUAACAAAUCAUUUUAUUUGGCAGAAAGUUAGACCUCCUAGUUUACUAUUUAAAUAACCCAAAGUCCCACAAAAACAAACUAAUCAAACAAGGCAUCAGAAGACCAGCAACCACCGUGUUCUGCAAGCUAGAAGCACUGUGGUCUGGUGGCUUACAAAGCUUUUUAACAGCUGUUCUUGAUCUUGAAAAGUAUUUUCUUAUACUGUCACAUAAUGGUUUGUCUCUGUAGGGAUGCUCUCUGUAAUGUAGUCAGACAUUAUGAGCCUUUCUAUGGUAAAAAAAAAAGUGGAUCUUUGUAGAUUUUGCGCAUUUCCCCAAAAGAUUCUGUAGCAGCCAUUAGAGCCUGUUCUCUGUCUGCUAGAUGAUGCAAUUUAAGGCAUUGAAAAUUUUUCGUUUUUAUUUGUCAUGGAGUCUGCAAAAUAUGGAAAAAUAGGAACCAGGUUUAAAAAAAAAAAAGAAGAAAAAAAGAGGUGGUGAACAAGGAGAACAACUGCAAUAUCCAUGCAUUAGGAUUCUGAUCUGAUCCCACGGAGUCGGUGUGCUCGUAGAAACAGCGCAUUUAAAGACUUCUAAUGUAGUUUGCAAACAUUCCGCGUUGUAGCCCUGCAGUUCUCUGUUUCCGAAUCUCCCAUCUUCACAAUCUCAUACACUGUGUGUAUCAGGGAGUCACAGAUGUGUCCAGACUCCCGAUGAAGUGCUUUUAUAGACUCAUAAGCUACAUCAUACGUAAACAAACAUAUUGAAUGUGAAACCAAAGUCAGAGUAAACCUGUGAUGGAUAUGUGGUCAGUUUUUAUUGUCAGCAAUAAGGAUCCUUGUGAACAGUCUCAUAUUAAAAUAAGGACCCUGGAUCAUGUGUGUGUGUGUGCGUGUGUGUGUGUGUGCGUGCGCGUGCGUGCGUGCGCGUGUGUGUGUGCGUGUGUGUGUGCGUGUGUGCGUGUGUGCGUGCGUGCGCGUGUUUAUGUAGGCCUCUGUGUUACGACAUAAAUGUGUGAAACAUGCAUUUACUAGAUGAUGGUUUUAAAAAUGUUCCCUCUAUAGUUCUUGGUCUGUAUUCAUAAAAUGAAUAAAUAAAGUGUCCAAGAAGAGAGAUAGAGCAUUUCUACGUAUCUGCCAAUCUAAAAUGUACGUAUGAUCAUGUGACUUGAAUAGUAAUCUUAGAUUAAUGCUCUUGUUCUUAGCAGCUUUGUGAAUACAGUCCCUGUUCUAUAGAGUUUUAUGAAAGGAUGUUUAGGCUAAUGUGGUUAUUUUGCUUAAGGAAACAGUGUCAUGUAACUGUGUGAGUGUGCUAAUAAAACAAGAACAAACUUA